Messenger RNA from Anastrepha obliqua, 9958 nucleotides. RefSeq names its product protein disabled (gene Dab). Lineage: Eukaryota; Metazoa; Arthropoda; Insecta; Diptera; Tephritidae. The record is from RefSeq and is a predicted model, not a curated record. The coding region runs from base 1645 to 9351 and encodes 2568 amino acids. The transcript has 10 exons.
AUUUAUUUACAUUUUAACUGAAUCCGCGACAGUGCAAGUUGUAAAGGAAAACAAGUGAAAAUUUAAAAGAAAUAUUGAUAUCGCAAAAGUGAAAAUAAUUUAGUUAAUAUAUUAAUAUCCACAUAAUGUGUGAAGGAAAAAUGUAAAUAUUGGUCUCGCUGCAUUUGCAGUGGAUUACUUGAAGAUUGGAAAGUAAAGUUGUGGUAGAAAUGCGUGAUCCAUGCCAUGUUGGAUGAAAUCCGUACAGUGAGGCAUCCCUACCACAAUGCAUUGCUUUUAAUAUAAUUAUUCUUAUUUGAUUGCUGAUGGAAAAAAUACUGCGCAUGAAAAAUCAAUAAACGCAAAGGAGACAAUACCGACAGUCACGAAAGGAAAUUCAGUGAGCUUCCCUACUGACGAAGCUGUGUUGUCGGUACGAGUUAAAUUCGUAGAAAUCGGUGUCCAAAAGCAGACGUAGUCACUGACGGUCGCAAAAAGAAAACAUUAACAGCAACUAUCUAUGUGUGGGGAACAAACAACAAUAGAUACAUCGUAGUAUAUCAACAUAGCCGUUGGCUAUAUACUUCUGAGGCGUGGGUUUUUGUUUGAAUACCUUUUUGUUUAUAUUUGCGCAAAGUAUCAGCGCCUCCACUGCGGUUGCCUGUCACUUCGAGACAUUAUACGCUAUUGCCUAUGAAUAAAUGUUAUUGCGCCCUACCUACAUAUAAUCCAACGGAAGAAGGCGCUGUGUACGGGACAUGCGGUGCACAAGCGAUCUACAUAUUAGUCAGAAACCGUAGAGGCAGAGUUGUGACAGCCGAGCAAUUUCGCGCUAUUGACCGUAUGCAACAUCAUUAACUCAAAACAAAAAACAGCAGAGGAAGCAUCCAGUUCGCCAUCACCACCCAUAUUGCAAAUAAUUGUUUCUCCCUUUGUUAUGUGUUUAAACAAAUGAAUAGAUUAUAAAACGAGGUGAAAACUGGUGAGAAGCGCAGCUUUAGCGAAUAAGUUAGCCGGUAGUUUGGCGCUACUUCAAGCCAGUGGGGAUGGUGCGGAGGCGGAUGGUAUCAAUACUGUUGUUUGUACGCCCGAAUUGGCCCCUUCGCCAUUACGCAUUAACACAUAUGAAUUUAAUUAAGCACCGAAAUAUAUAGAGAAAUAAAAUUAGAGUUCUUUAUAUUUGGUGAGCAUCGACAUUACCGCUGAACAAUGACCGCAAAAUAUAACAAUAAAGCAUUAGCAAUUAAAGAAAAAUGCGCAACGUACAAUAAAUGCUAAUUUAAAGCUCAUGUGUGUAUGUAUGUAUGUAUGUAGUCAGGAGCGGCUCACAACAGAACAAAUAAAAACAAAUAAAACGAAAACAUUCCAAAUAGAAGCAGUAUUUGAGUGAGAAUCAGUAGUCAGAAAAUAGUAUAGACGCGCCUGUCGCAAAGGCUGCAAAGGCCUCUUUUCCCCAGAUUAAGCUGUAGUUGAUGCACACGACGCCAACUGCGACGCCACUAAUACUACAUUGAAUUUCCAUCAAGUAAGCAGAUUGCACGCGCGGCAUUAGGCAAUCACAGCAAUCGCAUAGCAGAACAAAAAAAAAAAACAAAAAAAUUAAUUGAAUACCUAGCAGUUAGGACAGUGCGCAGGGGUGAGUGCUACGCGGUGUGAUCAGCGACUAUGGUUAAAUCGCUGGUUUCGAAACUAUCGGCGGCAUCAUCAAAUUUAUCGCUCGCUUCAACGCUCUCCUCGGUCGGUGUUGGUGGUGGCAGCGGGAGCAGUGGUGCGCAGGAGACCAAUUACGCAAAACAUCGCAACGAUCCAGGUCGCUUCUUCGGCGAUGGCGUACAAUUUAAGGCGAAACUUAUUGGUAUACUCGAAGUGGGCGAGGCACGUGGCGAUCGCAUGUGUCAGGAGGCACUGCAGGAUCUCAAGAUGGCCAUACGGGCUGCCGGUGAACAUAAGCAACGCAUAACCAUACAUGUGACUAUCGAUGGGCUGCGAUUACGCGAUGAGAAAACCGGAGACUCGCUAUACCACCAUCCGGUGCACAAAAUUUCCUUCAUUGCGCAGGAUAUGACCGAUUCACGUGCAUUUGGCUACAUAUUUGGUUCACCCGAUAGCGGACAUCGCUUCUUUGGCAUAAAGACUGACAAAGCGGCUAGUCAGGUUGUGCUGGCAAUGCGCGAUCUCUUCCAAGUCGUUUUCGAGCUAAAAAAGAAAGAAAUCGAAUUGGCACGCCAGCAGAUACAGUCAAAAUCUAUACACGAACAUCAACUUGCCUCAUUAUCAUCACUAAAAUCCUCCGCUGGCGGGGUUGUAACAGGAUUGAGCGCCCACAACGAUCUCAGUUGCAGCGGUGGAGGCGGUGGUGGCAGCACACUGUCGGUGUUAAGUGGGUUUAGUGGACAAAAUCGUGCGUCAGCUUCGAAUCGGUUGGGUGUUAAUUUAGACAACAAAGGAGCAUGCAAAGAGAUGUCCCCUGAAUCAGUAGCAGACCUAGUGGAUUUGGAGCAAGAGCUGAGCUCUAUACAACGAGGCAUUACACAAAUGGAACGCAUCACACCCAAUGAGCCGGUGCAACCGCCACUCGGUGGGGUCGCUGGCAAGGCAGCUAACGAUGAUGAUCCAUUUGGCGACUCAUUUACUAAUUUUCCUACUUACAAUCUUUUGCCUCCGCCCGAAUCUGGUCGCUCACGCCAUAAACCAAUAAAUAAAGUAAUAGAUCCAACAGUAAAUCAAACGACAAUAGCAACGAGCGUGCCACAAAAUGCUACACUUUCUUCGUUACUUUCACCUGCACCGGUAUUAAGCAGUUCACCGGGCACUUUGCAGCAAGACGACGACGACAGUUGGCUACAUGAACUUGACCAGCAAAACGAUGUAUUUGAUACUUCCAAAGCUGGCACCAUGGGCAUGGGUGUUAACUUACCGAUGGCGCCGCUAGCGCCCAGUGAAUCCACUUCGACACCAACGCAACCGUUGAGUGAAAAUUCAACGCUAGUCGAUGUUGACGUAGGUGCGGCUGCUUCAAGCAAUACACACACUCAAGCUAGUGGAACUGUGGCGGUGGCAUCAACAGCACCGACUACUGCGGGCAUGACGUCGACUUCACCGAUACCAAUAUUGAGUGAUGGACCGCCACAGGCGACAGCAGGCAGUGCAGUGAAGUCAGAUGCUUUUACAGAUUUGGAUCCAUUAGGUACGGGUCGUACACGUCCCUACGUCGAUAAGAAAUACUUUUUCCAGGAGCUUAAGAAUCCACCCAAGAAAGUGCUAAACGACUUGUCUUCAGGUGGUAAUGGCACCGUAGAUAUAACCGCUACAGGUGUUCACUAUACAGCCGCCUCGGCAGUGGUCGAUGAGUUUCUCAGCAAAGAGGGUCUCUUCGAGGAUACGCUAAGCCACAUGGAUGGCAAUAGCGAGGGCUCUCAGCAGUUGCAACAGGCGCAGUCGCAUCAGCCACAUCCACAGCCACAACCACCACCACUUAACAUUACUAACACUACUCGUACAUCAGGUAUAGCCGGCUUGAAAUCAGCCAUAAACACUUCUAAAACAGUCUCAAUUUCCACGAUGUCUGCAACAACAGCAGCAACGACAACAACAACAACUUUACUAAUAGGUGUGCUCGCACCAUCAUGCACAGCUAAUAUUUGCACCUGCACCAUUAGCAGUACCAAAUAUACGAGCACCGCUUCUAACGUUGUUGUUUCUAGAUUAAUAAGUACUAACCACCAAGUAGCGUCUAGCAACAAUUUACUAACAACCUCCACCUACUCUACUAAUUCCACAACAGCUUCUACUUUAAGAAUGCAUCAUUACCAGCCGACUUUAUCGUCGGCAACAUCUUCGUGCCAUUCAACAGCUAUACCUACUAAUCUACAUUUAAAUCAUUAUACUUUAGACUCUACGGCGACAACUGCUGGUUCCGCUGGUGAUGUUGUGAUGAUGCCACGUGACACUGACCCUUUCUCGCCGACGCGAAAGAAGAGCGACCCAUUCCAAGAGGGUGGUGACGUUUUUGCUAAAUUGGAUCCAUUCGAGUUUGAAUUCAAUAGCGGCGAGAUGAAUCAACGAAGCUCACCAUCCACUAGCACCGAAGCGCGUCGUUCAGAGGAUGUUUUCAAUGGGCCUUUACAAGUCAAUUUACCGCCGGAAAGUAAUCUUUCUCCAACCUCAGCGCAACCGCUGAACACUGCGGCACAGUGGCGCGCAGACGUUGCGCGCUUGGAGCGACAAAUGGGUGAGCCCGUCGCGGCGAUGGGUAAUGGAACCGUUGGCAACACAGUGCGUUCACGACCAACACCAUCCGGGCAAUUGUCAUCCCUGCCACAACCAUCUUCGGUUUUUAAACAACAAACAGCAGAUGUGAUUUCGAGCAUUAGCAAUAAGAAAAUGCCACAUUUGUUUGGACAGGCGCGUUUCUCCAAACGCGACUCCAACAGCAUUAACAUGUGUCGCCUUCAGGAGAGCGACUCAUUGAGUGAGAAUGAAGCCGCACCAGAGCCACCACCGCGGCCAGACUUGGCGUUAUACGCAGAACCACCACCAUUACCGCCUAAAAAGCAGUUCAACGAUAUUAUCAUACGUCCGCGUGUGACCUCGGGUAAUGCAGUGCCACCCAGCGCGUCUGCGGCGACUAGCCGUUAUGAAUUUGUCAACACUAAUACAAAGACUUUGCGCAUCUCCAACGCCGAAGUACCACCGAUACCGUUACCCUCACGCCGCGUUAGUCAUUCGGAUGGCACAUAUCCUGGACCAGGACGACCACGUAAACCUGGACACACAGAUGAUGAUUACUUAGUGCCCAUAAGCGGAGUUGGCAGCAUUGGUAGCGCAGCGGCCAGUGAUGUGCCCCCGCUCCUGCCACCACCAACACAGAUUUCAACGCGCAAUCGAGCACAACGCCAGCAAUCCCUAGCGAAGUCACAGGAUAUCUAUGAAAAUAAAAUGGAGAUUCUGCAACAACAACAGCAGAAACAACAGCAAGUUCUCACCGAUAGCGGCGGCGGCGCACCAACUGCAGUGGUAGCGUCGCUGAUACCCGACAUUACAUUGAGUCAGCUCAUGACGUUGAGUCUGGACGAGUUGGCUGCUAAGUUGAGUGUGCCCGUUAGCAAACUGAGCACUAUGACCCUGGUAGAGCUUACAUCUUAUCUCUCGGAAUUCAUAGAGAAAUCAAAACCACAACGUGCUGUUGCUGCCGCGGCUAGUGGCGCAAUCGGCCCCGAGCAUACGCUGGCAAGCCACAUGAGUCCUCGACGAGUGCGUCGCAUUGAAAUGCAAUCUGUUCGGUGUGAGCCAUCGCCUACGUUGGCGCAACCACCGGUGUUUAAAGUAAACUUCGACCAGCAGGCAACUUUUGUCGCGAAAUUCGACGACACAUUCGGUGAAGACUUGCCCACUCGUAUAGCUGAGGGCCAAAGCCAAGACACGUUCGCUAACUUCGAGCAGUUCAACGAACCGCCAAUCGCGCAACCACCACCACCAAGCGACGCCAGUCACAGCACACCGCUUGUGCCAUCCGCCGAUCGCUAUGCCGUUUUCCGCGAGAUAAUCGAUAAGGAGUUGCAAGAGCAGCAAGAGAAUGCAGAUCUUAUUGGCGAAGUGAUCACAGAGAUUGAAGAUGGCAGCGGCGCUAAUUCUCUCACAGCAUGCACUGCGGAUGCUGGUGGCGCGGCAACUGUAGCAAAUGAUCUUGGCGUGCACUUUGAAGCAAACUUUGAUGAUGAUGAUUUCCUUACGGGGCCUACAACGACCACUACAGCGAGUGCAAAAGUGCAGCCACCAAAAAUUGAUACGAAAAUAACAGAAGUAGUGGCGCAAGCAAAGGAUCGUUACGCCGCUCUACGCGACAUAAUUUUAGUAGAAAACCUCUUCGACAAUAAGCCGCCAUCAACUUUGCGAGCUUCACAGGAGUUCCCCGAGUUUAGCGAUGAAUUCAAUGAAGAUCAAGAUCAAGAUCUUAAGCAUAUAAUGGAUGGACGUGUUAGUAGUAGUGGCCCAGAUCGUUUAGGUUUGGUAGACAGUCGUGGCUUACCUGCGGAGCCUUCUUCUUCCGCAUUGACUGUCGAAGACGACGACGAAGAAGAUGACGGCGGCGGUGAAAGCAGUUUGGACAGCAAUGACAAAGACGCCGAUGUUCCUGGUAACGGACAAGACAAAUAUGAAAAACUGUCCACAUCCACACAACAACUGGAUGGCGAAAAGUCUGAUAAGCCCGAUAUGAAUGGCAGCAUUCCCGAACGCUCCGCAUCCCAACCUUCGCCGAAUUUAUUAAAUGCCAAGCAGGAUAGUAAAUUCCUCACUGUGACAGGCAGCAGUGGACUUUCGUCUUCCAAGGAUGACUUGGAAAUAGACGAGCUAAUGCAACGUGCCAUAUCUAAUUUGUCGCUAGACUCCCGGGAGCGCAUUUCACCCGCGAAUUCAGCGACCAAUAUACCCACAGUUAUCGUAACUUCAGGUAACUCCAUAGCUUUGCCACGUCCAAAUGCCACACUUUCGACGCAAGCACAGUUCAACGACGUAAGCACCUCUCCUAUUCCGCUACAGAAGUCGCCAACACCAGGCACUGCGCAGCAACAACAGAAAUCACCACUUAGCAAAUCGCCACAAGCUUCGCCACUUUUAUCACAACUCUCCGCUGUGUCGAACCUAAUCGACACCGCUACAAAACAAAUUGGCGCUAGUAACGAUUCGCAACAGGAAACGGAGGUGAAACAUUCGAAAGAGUUUUGGGCGACCUUUGACUCACCUAAGCCAAGCAUCGAGAAGGUGGAUAAACGCGGCAGAACAGCAGCCAAGCUCACGAUAAAAACUUCAUCACUACAUUUACCACCGCCGCCACCAUCGAAUACAUCUCAAAAUGAUACAGCGGAGUCGCCAUGCUCGUCAGAUCCACGUGAUGACGGUUGGAGUAAAAGCGGUAAUAUCGGUCGUCGCUGGACGAAGAAAGAACGUCAUCAGACAUCAUCCUCGUCACGUGAUCUCAGCCCAUGGGAUGAUGAGCUGUCUGACUUUCAAAAGCAAAAACGCGUACCAGGUGUAGGGCCCGCAGCACCAACGCCAGGUGCCGUACAUGCUUCGGAUCGACAUGGCUACUAUAUGCGACAUACGCGGCGCCUGAACUCUUGCGAUGAAGAUUAUGACUAUGAAGACGAUUUCAGUGCACGACGUGAUCAUCGAAAACUAAAGCCAGGACUCUCACGCAGCCGAGAUAACUUCGAUUUAGAAUCUCCUAGUUGGUAUCACCACGCACCUCAUCAUACCUGGUCGCCACAGGAAAUCGAACAAGUAGCUGGUAUGCGUGCACGCGCCUUUGAACGUAGCGCUUAUGAGCGCACAACUUACGGGCCUCCGGUUUACGAUAAACGUGGCAUUGCACUGCCGCCCAAUGCCUCAUCGAGCUACGACCGUCGUAGUGGUUACGAUAAACGCAGCAAAUACUACCGCGACUAUGCGCGUCCAAAUUACGAUUUCGACGAAUAUGGCGACUCGCCUCACGAUCGCUAUCGUGAUACUGGAUGCUUUGAAAAGCUGAAAGUUGGUCGACGAGCCGAUUACGAAAAUAUAUACGAUGAAGGCCGUUCCCCAAUGGGUGGGCUGAUCAGCGGCAGUAGUGGUUAUAAGUCACGUGGUGGAGAUUAUCUAUAUGAACGCGACCGUAAAUCUUUCGAUCGGGAAAGCGUGGAGUCUUUUGAGAGCGCCACGCGGCGUCGGCGUAGUUUCGGAAGCGGGGAUGUGUACGGUAGUAUUGAGAGUCACGAAGAGUUCCGCGAACGCUAUGGGCCGGAAAAAACGCGCUCGUUGCGGAAAGGCAUGAAGCUGCGAACUACUGGCGACAUUGAAUACGAACAAGAUUCUGAAAAUGAUUUUCAUCAGCGGGCGCGCCUCAGUAGCGGUGCAAAUGCUGUUGGUGUGACAGAUACCCGUAGUCUGCAGCGUCCAAGUCAAUUGACGUCAGGUGGAGCAGUUAACACUAUGAGCAUGGGAGCUGGACAGACGCGUGCACGCAAGAGUAGCGGUUCAAGUCCCUGGGAUGGCGAAGAACCGUCAUUAGCAGGUCAGAAAUCUUGGAAGCGCCCAUCAAGUGCCGCCGACUCCGAACGACGACUCGCCGAAAGUAGACGGGCUGCGACACUUGGACAGACUCUAUCUGGCUCAGAUGGUGAAAAGGAUCGCAGGUUCCGCAAAAAGCAACGUUCGCGUGGCAAAGAAAUUCCAUACAGUAGCACUGGCACUGCACCUGGUAGUAGCAGUCGUUACAGUAGCGGCGUUGUCUCGGCAGCACCUCAUCCACGUGAUAAUUACGAUUACAUCACAUAUGACGACGAUGAUGUGGACGACGAGGAAGACUACGUGGAUGAAGAGUAUGAUGAACCGCCUACGGAUGAGGACAAGUUUGAACGCUUAAAUAGGCGCCGCCAUGAGAUGCAUCAACGCAUGAUGGAGAGUGAUCGUAGACAACAUUCCAUGGGCAAAGUGCCAAUCAGUUCACUCAAAUGCAGUGCCCCUACGACUGCUGCCAAGAAAUAUCCAACGCGAAGUGGCGAUUAUGAUUUCGAUGAUUACGAGCAGUCGCCCACACCGCGCUCGAAUGCCAGCGCAAGCUUAGCAAGCGCAGGCAGCUCCUAUCUGGCAACAACCAGUAUUGGUGGUGGCGGUUGUGCUACGAAGUUUAGUUUCGAUGGCGGUUUUGAAUCGGACUUUAAUCAGAGCUCGCCGCCACCGGCUCCUGCGGGUACAGCAUCCAGUUGCAACUCUACCCCAGCCGCCACCACAGCAAGUGCGUGUGCCACAUCAGCUACUAAAUCGUCCUUCCGCUUCUCAAAUGACUUUUCGGAACGAGAAAAACUGCACAGCUUCGCACAAAAUUCCACGAGCGUUAGCAGCUCGCAACAGUUUGAUUUGGAUGGUACGCAAUCGCCAGCUUCGCACACAAUGCCGCCAAUUAUUACACAAAAGUUGCGUUUCGAUGAUAAUGUCAAGGUUUCGCAAUUUGACGAUGCUGCCUUUGAAGAUGAUUUCUCAAAUGCACAAUUCGAUUUCGAAAAGGAAGACCAGUGGCAUGCUGACUCACUACAAAGCGCUAGCAAUGCAGCGCUUAUGACGCCUGCUGCAAAAAAACAGAAUCUGCGCAAUAGUAAACUGCAACAGAGGCAGGAACUUAUUAAGAAAUCCGAAUCGAUUAAUAUAUUUGCCAAGAAAUCAGAGGAUCCAUUCGAAGAUGAUGAGUUUUUUAAGGCACCGAACGAAACGAAAUUAGCUAAUAACAGUAACAAUAAUAAUAAUGGACAACAAUCAGCGAAAUCGAGUGCAGGGAAUGGGAGCGGAUUUCAAUGCGAGGAUGAUUUUAAUUUCGCCAAAUUCGAUGAAAACAUGUGAUUUGAUAAAUUAUUUGCACGAAACGCAAAAACUGAGCAUAUAAUAAAACAACAACAACAAAGUAAUAGCAAUUUGAAAAGUAUUGAAGUUCCAAGUGAAUGCAAGGAGGCUAUGAAACGAAGUCGUGCUAAAGAACAAAGUGAUGAGGAUGAUGAAGAAAAUAAUUAUGCCGAGAUUAAUGUGCUCGCCGAUCAUGAUUACUAUUAUAUAACAAAUCUAAAUGAAUACUACUAUCAGCAUCAGCAAGAACAGCAAAAACAGCAACACACACAAACACAAUUGCAACAUUCUUAUAGUGCGGCACCACUUUGCGCAGCGACAGAUGACGUAGGUGAGUGUGGUAGUGGAGUUGUGCCCAAAGGAAACGACUGUCUCACUCAAAUACAACGACAUCAACAGCAAGAACAACAACAACAAUAUGAAAGUAUUAAGGGGACUUUGUUGAGGAAUACGAAAAAAUGUCGACGUAAAAUCGUAUCAUUGAAUUUUCUAAUGAAAAAUUUGAUUAUGUAUCGCUUUAAAUAUGAUAUUCUAUAGGAAGUAUGGAGAGGGGCUAAAGAAUAUAGCAUUGACGUUCGUUUAGACCGAGUUGCGACUCCAAUUUAAA